Molecule: messenger RNA, 1277 nt
Organism: Temnothorax curvispinosus
Lineage: Eukaryota; Metazoa; Arthropoda; Insecta; Hymenoptera; Formicidae
Product: probable GDP-L-fucose synthase
Exons: 6
Coding region: 76-1035 (319 amino acids)
Biological process (GO): nucleotide-sugar biosynthetic process
Molecular function (GO): GDP-L-fucose synthase activity
Source: RefSeq, a predicted model, not a curated record
GGAAUUAUUCAGCGAUUCAGCCAUUGUUCUGGUCAGCUGUCACGAAUCCAACAGGAUCCCGUCAAUGAUCUCGGCAUGAAUGUUGUGCUUGUAACAGGCGGUACGGGGCUCGUUGGUAGAGCCAUUCAAAAUGUUAUCGAGCACGACAAGAGGGAAAACGAAAAGUGGAUAUUUGUCGGAUCCAAAGAUGCAGACUUGUGCGAUAAGGAGAGCACACGGAAGUUAUUCGACGAUCACAGACCGACACAUGUCAUUCAUUUAGCUGCCAUGGUCGGUGGUCUCUUCCACAACAUGUCGCACAACUUGGACUUUCUGCGGAAUAACAUACAUAUGAAUGACAAUGUUCUGCACACUGCUCACGAGUAUGGUGUCACGAAGAUUGUUUCGUGCCUCUCCACUUGUAUAUUUCCCGAUAAGACGUCUUAUCCGAUAGACGAAACUAUGGUUCACAAUGGACCGCCACAUCCUUCGAAUUACGGCUACAGCUAUGCCAAGCGGCUCAUAGAUAUCGCUAAUAGAGGCUACUACGAUCAGCACGGUAGACUGUACACCAGUGUGAUUCCUUGCAACGUAUACGGUCCGCACGACAAUUUUCAUCCUAGCGCCAGUCAUGUAAUACCUGGUUUAAUGCGAAGACUUUACGACUUGUGCAAAGAUGGAGCAAGUACAGAAGAUAAAGUAUUCACCGUAUUGGGCUCUGGCAAACCCUUGAGGCAAUUCAUCUAUAGCAUAGACUUAGCAAAAUUAAUAAUUUGGGCGCUACGAGAAUAUGAUUCUGUGGAACCAAUUAUCUUGUCAGUGGAUGAGGCGCAAGAAAAAUCGAUAGCCCAGGUGGCGGAGACGCUGGCGCGAACUUUCAACUUUAAGGGGAAGGUGGUAUAUGACACGUCGGCAGCGGAUGGACAGUAUAAGAAAACGGCAAGCAACGCGAAGCUACGAAAGUACCUACCCGAUUUUCAGUUCACGCCUUUCGAACAAGCGAUUAAAGAGACAGUUGAUUGGUAUAUAAAGAACUAUGAUCGAGCGAGGAAUUGAAAUAGUGGGGUUGCAAAUUUGCGUCAUAAUCUAUACUUUCCACUGCGAUAAUUUAUACUUCAAGAUAUGAAUUUCAACUCAUUGGAAUUCAGAUACUAAUACUAAACAAUAUAAUUGUUACUCGUUGCAAAUGGUGAACGAUAAAACUGAAGAAUGUAUCGAGAAUCGGCAGGUAUUAAUCGUAUAAUUUUAUCGUAUUGUAAAAAAAAGAACUAUUUUUGAAGUAAAUUAUCUUUACAAAA